Molecule: messenger RNA, 1004 nt
Organism: Teleopsis dalmanni
Lineage: Eukaryota; Metazoa; Arthropoda; Insecta; Diptera; Diopsidae
Product: gametocyte-specific factor 1 homolog
Exons: 7
Coding region: 276-692 (138 amino acids)
Source: RefSeq, a predicted model, not a curated record
GGUCUGAUAGUUAAUUGUGCAAAAGUUGGAGUUUUUAACAUAAAUUGAUUCCACAUUUUUGAGACAGCAGAGAUAAUAACAGUCCCUAUUUCUUAUUCUAUAGUUGUGUUAUUUAACUGGGCGUUAGUCGGAAUAUUCUACCUAUAUUGAAUUAACAUAUGUUAUAAGUUACAGUCAAUAGAGAACGCCUCAGAGACCAAUUAGUAACUGACAAUUAGUGUGUUGAGAGAAAAGUUGUGUGAUCUUCAGAAAUACCCAAGAUUCUAUUUACCAAAAUGACAUCGACAAAUUCUCAGAUAAAUGAGCAUCUUGAAAGAAUUAUUCAAGAAAGUCCAUUAGUACCCGAAACGCUUCUUCGUCAAUGUCCUUACGAUAAAAGUCACACAAUCCUUUCGAAACAUUUUCAAACACAUAUUAUAAAAUGUGGUAAAAAUUAUAAGAAUGUUGUUAAAUGGUAUUGUGCUUUUAAUGUGUGCCAUAUUUUCACUGACUCUGAUUCGUUGGCGUUACAUAUGAAACACUGCGAAAACAGAUACACUUAUGAUCGUUACGAUUAUACGUUAAGCGACAACCAAAAUGUUAAAGUUCCUAAAGUUAUAGUGCCACCUACAGAAAUGUGGGAUGAUGAAACAACUGUUUCGGGGUACCAAAAUCAUUUGUAUUCCGAAACGGAUUCGAUUUAUCGUACUUAAUAAGGAAGAUUGAAUGGUCCUGAAGUUAACAGGUUAUUUGGUGAUUGACAUUAAGGACUUAUUUUUUAUAAUUUAUUUUUUGUGCGUUAUUUGUUUAAUAUGUGGAAUACUAUUGUGGAAUACUAUUGUGGAAUAUUAUUGUGGAAUAUUAUUGUGUUGAUUAUGGACGAAGGAAUAAUUUUUUAUAUACAUCAUUUCAAUAUUGAAUAGUUUCAAUGUUUCAUAUAAGACAAUCCCUACAUCAAUUUACAUCAAUGCAAAACAAUUUACAGGACGCCGAAUCAUUUUCCAUCUUAUAUACUAUAUGUAGUA